This is a messenger RNA of Cloeon dipterum, 2588 nucleotides long. Its product is annotated as heterogeneous nuclear ribonucleoprotein 27C-like. NCBI's taxonomy places the organism in Eukaryota, Metazoa, Arthropoda, Insecta, Ephemeroptera, Baetidae. The record is from RefSeq and is a predicted model, not a curated record. Gene Ontology annotation, molecular function: mRNA binding. Bases 142 to 1419 code for a protein of 425 amino acids. Gene Ontology annotation, cellular component: cytoplasm. Gene Ontology annotation, biological process: regulation of translation; central nervous system development. The transcript has 12 exons.
GCGUUCAUCGCGUGAUUUCCGCUUGGGGUCGCUGCUUUGGAAGCCGCCAUUUCAUCUCGUAGUCUGCAACGUGGGGUGUGAUUUUGUUCAAAUUUUCCGGCACAGACUCGAGUGCUUCAGCUUAAGGUGUCUCUUUCACAGAUGAGGAUGAAAGUGGAGCAAGAUGGCGAAGAGAAAGGGCCAAUUGGCAGCCUUGGUGGUGACAACUCACGGAGAAACAACCCCGCACUCAGUUUGCCUCACGAGAAGCUGUUUGUGGGCGGCCUCAGUUGGGAGACCACGCAAGAAUCUCUGCACCGGUAUUUCAGCCGCUUUGGCGAGGUCGUCGACUGUGUUGUUAUGAAAAACAGUGAAUCUGGCCGCUCAAGAGGGUUUGGUUUCGUUACUUUCUCUGACCCAAACAACGUCGGACUCGUUUUGGACAACGGACCCCACAUGCUGGACGGACGCACUAUUGACCCUAAGCCUUGCAACCCGAGAAGCAUGCAAAAGCCAAAGAGGAAUGUUAACUGGCCAAAGGUGUUCCUCGGCGGCUUGCCCUCGAACGUAACAGAGACAGACCUGCGGAACCACUUCACAUCAUUCGGCAAAGUGAUGGAGGUGGUCAUCAUGUACGACCAGGAGAAAAAGAAGUCGAGAGGAUUUGGAUUUUUGUCUUUUGAGACCGAUGAUGCAGUGGAACGUUGUGUGGCUGAACAUUUCGUCAACCUAAAUGGCAAACAGGUUGAAAUAAAAAAAGCUGAGCCCAGAGAUAUGAAGAUGGGCGACGGACCCCAGGGCCAGUGGGGACCACCGCAGGGCGGACCACCAAUGAGUAUGGGAGGCGGUAUGGGACACAUGGGCGCCCACAACGGCCAAAUGACCGGUCCGAUGGGUGGCCACAUGGGUCACAUGGGCCCGCACGGCAGCAUGAUGCAGAGCUACCAGGGCUGGGGCACGCCGCCGCAGCAGCAGAGCUACCCAGGCCAUUGGGGGCCCCCUCCCUCGAGCCAGCCACCAGUCAAUGGUUACGGCAACCCCGCGCAGCCGGGCAGUUACCAGGGCUGGGGCGCGCCCGCCGCUCAUCAGGGACAGCAGCUGCCACCGCAGUGGAGCGCAAACUUCGGUGGACCGCCCGCCCAGCAAGGAUAUGGAGGUUACGGUGAAAUGUAUCAGAGACAGUCGGGACCCGGCAACCCUAAUGCUCAGCACGGCCAGGCUUCUGGAGGCAGCACAUCUGGCCAGAAAGGAAGCAAUGACUACAAUUCCUACGCCAGCACGUACAACAUGGGCAACUAUGCCCAAGUGAGUCAAGAAGCGUCAAAUUACGGUCCUGCACGCAGUUACAGCCAAGACGCGGCAAGUCAGGGCGGCGGCGGCUACGGCCACCCCCCACCCCCAGGUGGGAAUAGUUUCGAGUUUUCGGAUUGGUCGUCGUGACAGGGGCGAGGCUCAUGGGCGCGGGUCCAGCAGCAGCAUAGCCCCUCGGCCCCCUCGUACUGGAUGCAAAGUUUUUAGUGUAUGACAGAAUAAAAAUAAGCAAAAAAUGAAGAGUUCUACGGAUGAAAGAAAGAAAGAAAGAAUAAUUCAACAAAAAGAGAUCAUGCUACUAAAACUAAUAAUUAAAUUAAAAUCUAACGAUUACAAGUAAUGAGAAAUUAUCAUCGUAAGAAAAAUGAAGGCCUGGCUUUUUGACUGAUGUAAAUAGAUAAAAUGGUCGUUUUAUUAAUUCAGUUACUCAGACUUGUCCCGUACAUUAGGAGAGAAAGAAAAGAAGGAAAACAGUGAGCACCAUUGAACCACCUGCGCGCUUUUUAAUUAAGAUUUCAUUUGUCUGGUUUUUAAUUUGUUUUUUUGUGUUUCGAUCGAGAUUCUGUUCCGCAUUGUAAAAUACUAUCUUAAGUGUUAAGAGAAAAACUGACAGUCAUUCAUUAUAAGGGGUGAGAUGGCAAUGCUAGACAACUCGUUGAAAAUCGUUUGUUUAUCACGUAGGAACAAUCACACACCCACACGCCACGCCACACGCUAAUGUGUUAAAAUGGAUCAUCUCUUAAGGGUUAAUUUCUCCGCUGUUAUAUUUUUGUGUAAAUGCUUUGACAGCUUAUUGUUUUUUCUUCUUUUUUACGAUUAUAAUGUAUAUCAUUCAUUGUCUACAUGAGUAUGAAUUUAUAAAAAUAUUAUACAAAUUUCGAAAUUGACACACGAGUGGACAACGCGAUGAUGAUAAUUUUUUGCUGUGUAGAAAGCUGGAUUUUUCGUUGUUUGUUCGUCCCGAGGCUCGCUCGCAUGGACUCUUUCUUUUGUUUCACGAAUAAGUUGCUACGCAGUGAACAUAAACAUUACACACACACACAAACACACACUCACUCCUCGACUCAAGCAACUCUAGGCAUAGGGAAACGUGAAAUACUACUGAGAACCUUCUGAAGAUAAGUAAAUUAAAAAUGAGAAUACAAUGGACCCACGCGCUAUCAGCGUCGUACAGUUUUGAUUAAUGCUAGCUUCAUUGCGCACAUUGUUUUAUGAUUUCAUUAUUUGUAUUGACCUCAGAUUUUAUUCUGUAGAAAUGCGUAGUGAGUAUUAAAAGAUAAGAAGCUGAAAUAAACAAA